Molecule: messenger RNA, 5964 nt
Organism: Procambarus clarkii (red swamp crayfish)
Lineage: Eukaryota; Metazoa; Arthropoda; Malacostraca; Decapoda; Cambaridae
Product: tripartite motif-containing protein 72
Biological process (GO): protein ubiquitination
Molecular function (GO): ubiquitin protein ligase activity
Source: RefSeq, a predicted model, not a curated record
UUUAUUAUGGUGGAAUAUGUGGCGGGUUUCCCGGGAGAUCUUGUCCGGACCACAACACCCUCCCUCCCUGCUGCUCCUGCUCUCAUCUCUGCAUUUCAAGCCUUGUCGGCCACAUUUAUCAGUUUCCUUGUGUACUUGAGAGUCCCCGGAGCUUCCUGCAGCUUGCCAUCAUUAUGGAAGAGCACGAGGUCAACUGCAGUGUGUGCCUGGAACCGUUUCACGAGGAGCUGCACAGUCCUCGCACACUGAGAUGCGGCCAUACAUUUUGCACUCCUUGUAUAGAGGCGCUCUUGCAACGAUCUCAUCAAGACAGAAUCUGUCCCGAGUGCCGUAAGCCUUUGAAGAUCUCUGCCGUGGCUCACAUUCCUGUCAGCUACACGAUACUUAGGCUGUCACGUGCUCUUAGUAGUGCAAAUUCGGAUCCGCACAUUAGGGUUCAAAUUGAAGAUGGAGAAGCGUGCUUGGUUCACGGUGCGCCAAUAAUAUCAUGGUGUCAACCCUGCAAUAAUUGGCUGUGCCGAGAGUGUAUGUGUAAAAAGGAAUGCACGACCUCCAUGAACCUUUCUGAGGCUCUGCUCUACUUAAAGCAAACAUAUGUAGAUGGAGCUGAAAAGAGCCUUUCCAUUCUUACAGACAAGAAGGCCCUUUUUGUAAAAGGGAAACAAAAAAUUGAUCAAGAAAUGUUAGAACUUCGACAAAAAUCUGCCAAGUUGGACGAGGCCCUGAAAAAACUUGACGAAGGCAUCAUCGCGCUGGAAGAGUACGAAGCGAAAGCUGUAGAGGCUAGUUCGUCCAGAAGAUUAGUCCGCGUAUUGAAUAAAACGAACACUUACGUUGCCGACAUAAACACUUGGCUUAAGGAUCUGGUUCAGGAGUCGGCACUUGAAGCCCCAUCUAAAACAGUGUUGCCCACCACCGUGCCGGCGGUACCAACACCUGAAGUUCCACUCUCUGGACCAAUUGACUUUGUGUCACUGAAGAAGAAGCUGCAGCUCUCGCAAUCUAUGUUUGCCGUGCAAGAGAAAGAUGGAAAGACACGAUGGUCAAAACUCAGCAUUCAUGGGAAGAAUUUGCUCCUCCACGCCCUAGACGACACUCCUCCGCCUGCUGGAGCUGCCAUUGUUUCGUUUGAUAGAGUGAUUGCUGAAAUGGCUAAUGGAAGAGCAUUCCUCGAUGUUAAAACUGACAACCGACCUCAGGGGCGCAUAUUCUUGUGGCUUUAUCUUCACGAACUGCAAGCUCUUACAUUUAUGGAUUUUUGUACUGGUGCAUAUGGAACCAGUUACAGAGGUUUGGAACUGCGUCAUUUUUACGAUCUCAGUGACGAAAAUGAUGACAUCAUCCAGCUCCGAGCAGGAGAAGAGAUCGGAGAGUACGAUGGGGAUGCGAGUGCCUCCACCACCAGCAGCAGUGUUAAGAAUGCUAUUUAUAGCCACCGUAUUAAUUACCCCAAAAAGAUCCAUCCAGGACUCCUCUCGGCUAUCCCACUCGGAGAAAACACGUACAAAUUAGCAGGUUUCAAAAUAUUCCUCUAUUACGCCGGCGACACCGUAGAUAGUGACGGUUUUGGAGCUGUCACAAAUGGGGUUGGUGUUCUCAGGCAGGUAUACAAGAUGCCUGACAAAAUCGUCAGAAAAGUUAUAACGGAUUGCGGUAUACUGAUGCCCCUCUGUCCCGAGCGGUAAAGACCAUCUUAUACAAUAAAAUAAUAACUAUUACGUCGUAUCUUGGUGUGGGAAGGUUUGUGUUUGUGGAUGUUGGAAUAUUUGAUAAUAUUUCUUAACAUUUAAUCUUCCUGCGUCUGUGAGUGUAUGAGUGUGCACUUUUAUUUGAGAUCUGUUGAAUGGAUAAUUGAUACAGUAAUUUGUUUUUGUGGAUAUUCUCGAAGGUUAUGUUUCACUUAGUCUGAGGCACAGCUGCAAAUGUGUUUGCAGUUUGUGUGUACACAAAACAAUGUUUUGUGUACAUUUAGGCCUCUGUAAUCAUUUCCAACACUGCCCACACUGCCCAUUACUUCAGCAUGAAUGAAGCACUGAAGUCUCGAUGGUGGCAUCAAAUCUUUGUCGCUCGUGAAAUAAUCUUCAGGUGGGAUCACUCCCAGGGGGGAGGGUUGCCAUGUGCAUUUAAUAAGCUGGUGUAUUAGUUGUAUAAUCAUAUUUUAAAUGUUUUAUUGGUGGAUUUUUUUCAGCGCAAUUAUCUAUUGGACUGUCGAUAGAAACAUUUAUAUCACAGAAUCAGUAUGCACAAAUAUAUUUGUCACCAAUAUGAGAACAAUAUUAUAUUCUUAGCAUAAAAUAUACUAUUUUUGGUGCUAUAACAUUGUAUACACCGUAUACAUAACAUGUUUACAUAUAUAACGUGUAGUUGUAGAUACACAUUCAACUACUGUGUGUGUUUUAUGUACCAUUACGAACCAAAAAGCAGUUCUGGCAGGUGUGAUACUCUCGUAACCAGUGAUUCAAGCACAGCCAUGUUGUGUUACCAAGUGGAACAGUUCGUCUCUUCCUCUAAAUGUUGAACUGUAUGUUCAUCUAAAUUAUGACCUAUGUGUUCAUCUAAAUGUUGAACUAUGUGUUCAUCUAAAUGUUGAACUAUGUGUUCAUCUAAAUGUUGAACUAUGUGUUCAUCUGUCCAAUAGUUUGGUGCAUUGUUUACUGCAAUGUGCAAUACUUAGACAUAUGGCUUAACUCCACAGCCAUCCACACAAACGUGACUCCGUAGUCUUUGUAGCAGGACUCUCGCACGAGUCAACAUCCGUGUUUGCUAUUUAGACAAUUUCAAGCUGGAAUUGGCGUCUCUCUCUUAUUAGAAAAAAUGUUUUGUUGUUGUUUUUACCUGUUGCUCAAAAUGGUUGGAAAUUUCAGAUUUUAAGUAGAGCACUGUUCAAGGAGUGGUGGUAAGUUUUGGAGCAUUAUUCCCCAAAUAGUCACAGUAUGUUACUCCUUGUAUUGUGGUGGGUGUAUACACUGUACCAGUAUCCGAGUUCACACACACAUAGGUAUAUAUAAAAAGGGGGGGGGAGGUACCACCUCUGGUUGCAUUGCAUUUAACUAUACGUGUAUAGUGUUUAAAUUGUAUUAAAUCCUAUUUUAUUCUAUAUAUAUAUAUAUAUAUAUAUAUAUAUAUAUCCCUGUUUACCAUGCUGGUAAAAUGCAUUAAUAUUGUAUUGGGGAAAUACAAGUUUAUACACAUGGCAUUAUGUGUAUUGCUAAAAGUAGUAGUAUUAUAGUACUACAAUAGGAAGACAAAAUACAGUAGCAAAACUACAGUAAUACAUUUAGAGAGCGAGCAGUCGCAUAUGAUAAAGAUUACAGUUAUCAUGCAGCUCGUUGCACAUGCAAUAUAUCAUCCAAUAUGUUUACCAUGAUUGUGUGUAAUCAUGUUUGUUAUUACUUGCUACCCCUCUAUUGUUAUUGCAUUUUAAUAACUUUACCAAGUAAAUGUUUCUUGGUCCGGAAUGUGAAAUACUGUAUGUACGAGUGUGUGUUUUGUAAUUAAUUUUCACCCUGAUAUGUGUUGCUUAAUUAUGAAAAUAUUUGUUUUGAAAAAUUGAAGCAAUUGUUCUUCAAAACUGGAGUUUUUGGCAUUUUUACAUUUUGUAAUUACAAUAUGAACUUGUACACAAUUUUUUUUUUUUUGUACUGUAAUGUAGAGAGUAUUUGUACCAUUAAUGCAAGUACAGUACACUGUAGUUUGUACUGUGUAUUGUAGUGCAUUAUCCAAGGAGAAAUGUAAUUGUGUAAAAUACCCGCGACAUGUAAAAUCCGUAAAAUACCCGUAAAAUACCAGGCGCUAUGGUGUCGGUCAAGCUCCUUUACCCUCCCGCACGUUUAAAAAGACAAAAUACUGUAUCGAGUCCAGAGAGUGAAUGGAAACACAAUUGUUGGAUGUUGACUCGCCUUAGUGAACGCGGUGAAUUAAGAUGAAGCGCUUGAAUGGCGUGGAAGAAAGCUAUUCACCUCGCUUCACGUGACUGGUUGAGGGCACAUUCGUCUUUAGACAAAAAUCUGCAGCAAACUCCCCGUUCCCCAGAUUAGUUUGGACCCAAUUCAUACCUAAAUGCUGUAUUAUACAAUAUUAGCCAAAUAUACACUAAAAACUAUUGUACACUGUAAAGGCUGUUAUGGGCACUUUACAGUGUAGUACACAAUGAACCAAAUGGAGAAGUCAUAUAGUAAUUGGAGUUUACUAUACACUGCUACAUUUGGUCCACCACAUGACACAUUUGUGUAUAUCGAAAAAAACAUUUAAAUAGGCCCCAGGACACAUUUGAGUAACCAAAUGAGUUGUGAAUUAAUCACUUCCUUGUACUCACAUACAAGUAUGAAAGACUAGGAAGGCAUCACUUUGAAUAGUUGGGAUUUUGGCAUAUCGAUGGUGUUUGAUCCCAUGCGAUGGCAGGCUUCGGGUAACAUUUUGUGGGGGCCCCAUGUGAAAAGCAGGUUUGGGGGGGGGCAGCCUUGUAUUGCCCCAUAUGAUAGGCAGGCUAAAUAAAGUAGUGUUUGGCUUUGUACGAAAAGCAGGUCUCGAGUGGCAUUAAAGUGACUAUAUACAAAAGGAAGGCUGGAGGUUGUAUAUAUUUUGCCAUACGAGACAUGCCAGUUUGAAGUUUAGGUUACGUAGCCCACAGAAGCCAGGCUCAGAGUGCCGUCUGUGUGAACACACAAAAAGUUACUUAAGUAAGGGUGACAAGCACACUAAAAGAUAACUAUACUGUAUAUACAAGACACAAGACCUUUCAACAUUCUUCCCAUGAUAUGUAAAAAAGAAUUACUAACAAACACCUAAUCGUGGGAAGGGGAAACGAACUCUGAAUACCAACAAUGUAUUUGCUCAGACUGUACUGACUACAUAGAUUUUUGAGCAGUGAGAACAAACAGUCUGGUUGGUCAGGCUGUCAACUCGGCCAUAGGUAAGUGGCCCCUGGACCCACCAAAAGGUCUCUAGAGUACAUAUUUAACUGCCCUAGGACAUUUUGACCUAUCCCAGGACGUAUUUGACUAACCCUGAGACGUUUGACCCACUCCAGGACAUGUUUGAUCCAUCCUAGGAUAUUUGACCUCACCCCCAGGACAUAUUUGACCUCACCCCCAGGACAUAUUUGACCUCACCCCCAGGACAUAUUUGACCUCACCCCCAGGACAUUUGGUCCACCCUAGGACAUAUUUAACUAAUCCAGACAUAUUUGACCCACCCUCAGUUCUAAGGAUACUUCAAAUUAUUGAAACUGUCUGGUUAGUAAAUCAUGUCAACAAAUAUGUAUCUCGUCUAUUUUGCAUGGAAAUUAUAGCAUUCAUACCCUAGUAAAUAGUCUUGAAUCUUUAACAUUAUAUUCAUUUGCCGACUUAUCUGUAACAGUUAGUGGGAUUAGUCCAGCAGGCAUACGCUGCUAGAUAAUUAUUAGUAUUGUCUACGCUCAGUAAUCCGAAGUGUACGGUGACCUGCCCCAAUUUCAGUUUGUCGAAUUUCUUGCCAGGAAUGCCUAAAAAAUUAACAAACUUGAAACUAUUUUUUAUUGUACCAUAAUCUGGUGGUUCUCAUCAUUUACUCAGAAACAAUGAGUGUGAUUUCAUUCGGAUUACUGAACUUUUGCAGUAUGUAAUUUUUGUAGUGUAUGUGUAAGUGUGCAUUUUCUAAUGUUCGUGUGUGUGCGCGCACACAUACACACUGUUUUAUCAUGCUCUGAUGUGUUAUAUGUACUAUCAUGUGGUAUGCACAUUUUGCACCAUAUAUAUACCCUUGUUUUGUGUAUCUCUAGAUGGCCUCUUAGUGCUAUACAUUCUUAUAACCUUGUGUAUCUCUAGAUAGCCUCUUAGCACUAUACUGUACAUUCUUAUAACCUUGUUUUGGGAGUUGUAUGUGUGAAUGGACACAAACGUAGGGUUCUUGGGAGUCACUGGACUGACCGCUGGAGAGGUCGCCCUAAGUGGAUGGCUGGGUGUCCAGGCUGGGGCGAAAGGGAAA